Pseudo-nitzschia multistriata is the source of this 1145-nucleotide messenger RNA. Lineage: Eukaryota; Bacillariophyta; Bacillariophyceae; Bacillariales; Bacillariaceae. The record is from the annotation of a GenBank genome assembly.
CGGGAACUUGUCCACAGCAACGCCUUCGGAGGUCACACGGAUCGUACCCCACCAUUCAGAACGCAAAACAAUCAAAAAUCGCAUCAUCAACGAACCACAGUAACCCCCGAGGAGGGCGACAACCCAACAUUGAAAUUCUAUUUUUCUCCAAACAAAAUCCCGAGCAACCAAAGGCAGACUCACCUAUUCACCGAUUGAAACCAAGGUGACGGACUUGAAUCCCUGUCGCUUUUGUCGUACACGAACAUGUAAUCUCUCGUCUUCUGUUUGUUUACCAGGUGAUCGGACUUGCCCGUUGCGCCGAUCAUGAUCGCUCCCGUUGCGCCCAAAUAAAAGUGACUUGUGUUUGAAUCUUUCUCGCCGAGUGUAAACCAUAGGCCAUUUCUGAUCCAAGAGAACUACGAGUGCGAAGGGAUGCUGGGUCGAUCUCAUUGAAUCGUUGCAAGAUACAGCACUCGUGGCAUUCAUCGUUCUAGGAGCUGCAAUAGAAGUCGACAAAGUGUACGCGAUACCAUCGAAUCACACUCAAUAUAACAACGCCCUGACAUAAGUGGCUCAAUUGUAAUGCAAUAUGUAAUUAAUUUAAAUUUAUGUAAAAUUUCCAUUUCUUGAAUGGUUGGACUGGACGGCCUUCCUUGUGUAGUGUUUAAAAAUCAAGGGUAUUCUCGUUGUUGUGAUUCUUUCUUUUUCUUUGUUUUUCUAUGCCAUCGCAUUUCGUUGCGACGUAUGGUGUUUUCUUUUCUAUAUGCCUGUCCGUCGUGCAGUUAAAGUCGUGCUGUUUCGGUCCAAGCGGUCACCUAGUUGAUCAUGUUCUUUACCGCCGACAAGAUGUUGGUUUCGUCUUCGACUGCGUCUUCGUCUCCAUUCUCGUUGUGGCAGUCGCUCAAAACAAUGGAGCACCCGCUAAUGGUCUUAAAGUCCUUGUUGGUGCGGGCCUUCUGGCAGAAGAGUUUCUCCCACAACCGGUGCUCGCUGGAAGUGGUGAGCGCCAUACCAAAGUCGAUGGCUUCGAUGGUGGCCCCGAGAGCGGCGUCGUCGUCAACAUUGCACCAGUUGCAGCCCCAGCGGCCCUGGCUGUAAUAAGAUCCCCCGCCGUAGCCAAGGGUAUCGAUGUCCUUGUUUCCCCCGCGAAGAGCGGAAAGGAU